AACAUUCGACGCGUCCCAACACGCAGCGUCAUCCCAACAGGACAGCAGCUCACCUUUAUCAACACACAAGUGAACCAUUGUUUUACAGCCGCCAACAUGAGCACCAAGGAGGUUUCAACACUGACCCUCGCCGGCGCGCGCGUCGCGCUCGAAGCUGCAGAGGCACGAGCCAAGGAAAUCGAAGUCCCGAUGAACAUUGCCAUUGUGGAUAACGCCUGCCAUCUUCUCGCAUUCGCACGCAUGGAAGGCGCUAAAUUCACUUCAAUCAACACUGCCAUCGACAAAGCUUUUACUGCGGCUGGCCAUCGCGCUCCAACUUCCAUCUACAAAGACGUCGUUUGGCCUGGCGGUCCCGCUUUCGGCAUCAAUCACAGCAACGGAGGCCGAUUUAUGACGAUUGCAGGUGGAGUUCCGAUCAAGAAAGACGGAAUCGUUGUUGGAGCUAUAGGAUGUAGUACUGGGACGCCGAGUCAAGACGAGGAUGUUGCGAGUAAGGGAGUGGAGGCUGUGGAGAAGAGCUACGGGGUUAAGGCUAAACUUUGAGGAGUGCGCUACUUUUUAUCUUAGAUGGGACUGAUAGUUCAGGAGUGAACUACUUCUUCUCGCCUUUCCCUAACCUUUCCAAAUGCAUAGUUACAUUGAUUGCGGAGCUAAGCAGGGAGACGUUGAUCAU
Molecule: messenger RNA, 673 nt
Organism: Bipolaris maydis ATCC 48331
Lineage: Eukaryota; Fungi; Ascomycota; Dothideomycetes; Pleosporales; Pleosporaceae
Source: RefSeq, a predicted model, not a curated record